AUGAAGCUCUCAGAAACGAUGCAGCCUAACCAAAUCUUGGCGAUGAAGCGUAAACUUCCUAUUUCGGAAAGCCAAUACACAAAUGGUGCGAAGAGAAACGGGACGGAGAGAACAAAAGCCGACGUGAAGAAAUCCCUAUCCAGUGAAUACAAGCAUCUUGAACUUCUUUACUCCCCGUCCGUUGAGAUGAAGAUAUGGGCCGUCGCUGAGAGAAGCCUCAACAUGCCAGAGCCGCCUACCUGGUUCCCGGAAUAUACCAAGCCAGGAAGCACUGAGUAUGUCUACAGAGAUGCUUCGUUCUGGACUUCGGGCUUCUUUCCGGGGUUGCUCUGCCUGAUCAUGGAGCGUAGAAAGAAAUUCCAAACUGAACUGCGACUUCUUGGCCUUUCUCGACCGAAGCCAGACUUUCCUCACACGAUUCAGCUUGAAUAUGCCUCAAAGUGGUGGACCGAGAGUCUUCACCAAAACGGGUCUCUCAUGGGCACACACGAUCUGGGAUUCAUGAUUUGCCCCUGGGCUCGUUUGCAGUGGGAUCUACAUCGUGAUCUCAAGGCGUUCGACACAUUGAUGACGGCCGCCAACACUCUAGCCGACCGUUUCUCGGACAAGGUCGGCUGCAUGCGAUCAUGGGAUGUCUGCCAGACAAAGGUGUAUUCGUUCACAGACCCAAGCAAGGACUUUCUUGUUAUUAUUGACAACAUGAUGAACCUCGACCUCCUCUUCUGGGCGGCAUCCGAGGCCUCUUCCCAAGCUGAUUCGACCCGAUUCUUCGACAUUGCCAUGGCCCAUGCUCGCACAUCGAGAGAGUAUCUUAUUCGUGCCGACUGGUCAAGCUACCACGUUGCCAACUUCGACCCCUCGACCGGCGCUCUCAAAGAACGUCUUACAAACCAGGGCUACAGUCAUACAUCAUGUUGGUCGCGAGGUCAGGCAUGGGCCAUUGCAGGGUUUGCAAAGUCUUAUGAAUGGAGCGGCGAGAGCUCUUUUCUUGACACGGCCAAGAACUGUGCCGAUUACUUCUUGAGGAGAUUACCCGAUACGCAUAUUCCGCCAUGGGACUUUGACGCACAGGACGAGUCUGCUGCUACGCAACCCCCAGACACAAGCGCAGCCAUGGUCGCUGCUUACGGCAUGCUGCUUAUCCAUCAAUCCCUCCAGAAUCGCUCCGAGGCAUCUCCGUACCUCGACCAUGCCCUGCGGAUAGUAGAUGCUGUUUGUGAGAGGCACUUGAACCCUGCCGCCAGCCAGAAACAGGACCUGGGAACGAUUCCCACAGUGGAAAAUGGUCGUGCCACUGUUGUCAAGUGUGUCGAGACAGCUGCGGGACUCGGAGACACCAUCCUCAACGGAGCGACUAUUAACAACUUCGAAUUUGCGCCACGUCGUUGGGCCGAUCAUGGGCUUGUGUAUGCUGAUUACUUUUUCGUCCUGUUUGGAAACAAGCUUCUAGAAAUGAACGCGUUGAGGUCAUUGGCAUAG
Messenger RNA from Fusarium fujikuroi IMI 58289, 1479 nucleotides. RefSeq names its product related to glucuronyl hydrolase. Gene Ontology annotation, biological process: polysaccharide catabolic process. The record is from RefSeq and is a predicted model, not a curated record. The transcript is spliced from 5 exons. The coding region runs from base 1 to 1479 and encodes 492 amino acids. Lineage: Eukaryota; Fungi; Ascomycota; Sordariomycetes; Hypocreales; Nectriaceae. Gene Ontology annotation, molecular function: chondroitin hydrolase activity.